Daldinia childiae is the source of this 1458-nucleotide messenger RNA. RefSeq names its product Dolichol kinase sec59. Lineage: Eukaryota; Fungi; Ascomycota; Sordariomycetes; Xylariales; Hypoxylaceae. Gene Ontology annotation, molecular function: dolichol kinase activity. Gene Ontology annotation, biological process: dolichyl monophosphate biosynthetic process. The transcript has a single exon. The record is from RefSeq and is a predicted model, not a curated record. Gene Ontology annotation, cellular component: endoplasmic reticulum membrane. Bases 1 to 1458 code for a protein of 485 amino acids.
AUGCCAUGGAGGAGAGUAAGACACGAUCUGUUCCAUGCACCAGUAGAUAGCUCAUCCUGCAGUUCCUGCGAAGCGUUUGAUGGCCCCGAAGACAGCGACGGCCCAGCAUCUAUGGCAGCCGGAGGACCUGUCCGCGUGAAAACCAUGUUUGAUGGCGUUGGUUCUACUGGGAUCGAAGAAGGCCCACUUUCUGCUAUGAAUACGGGUCAAAAGCUCCUGGCCAAUACUAUAGAUACAAAACCUGGAGCAAUACCGCUCCGCCGACACACUCUACCUAACGCAGACAAUGUACCGCGAAAAUCUCACACACAUACCCCGUCCGGCCGGAGGAAGCGAACCGCUUCUCGUUCCGUCCGCGCUUUCUUCUUGCUUACGCAGAAGCAGGCUACAACUAGGAAAUGGAUUUAUGCUGUAUAUGUUUAUAUCUGCGUUAUUGGCGCUGUAUUCCUUCCCCUUCCCUUUGUUGGCGUCAAGACCGUUAUUGCAGAUGACGCACUUCGUGGCCAUGAUCCUAUAGGAUGGGCUUUGGGCUAUUUAUUCGGAGAUCUGCCACAAUUUAGAUGGGAAGUUGUUAGUCGGAAUUUAGAGCGAUGGAUAUGCCUUCCUUUAAGACCAUCUGACGAACUUGAACAUCUUUCGAUGGGUUGGGUCAACGACCUCCGCCAGUUGUAUGUUGGCCAGGCUAAUACACGCCUUUUACUGAGCGCGUAUUUCGUGGGUGUCAUCGCAAUCGGAUUGAUAGUAGUGUUUCGGCUAUCGCCUAUCUACGAGGUAGAUACGCGGCGAAAGGUUUUCCAUUUCAUGAUGGUCGCCAUGUUCCUGCCGGCUACUUACGUAGAUCCUACGUUUACGGCCUUAGCAUUAUCCGUCGUCCUUGCUCUCUUCCUUCUGCUCGACCUUCUCCGCGCAAGCCAACUUCCUCCGCUGUCGAGGCCGCUGGCUUUUUUCCUUGCCCCGUACGUCGACGGACGAGAUCUUAGAGGCCCGGUUGUUAUCUCGCAUAUAUUCCUUCUUAUAGGUUGUGCGAUUCCUCUGUGGCUAUCGCUGGGUUCUCUCCCUCGUGCCGGGUCUGGAUGUCUCGACGGCUGGGAGGUGCUUACGAGAGAAGUUAGCAUGGUGUCGGGUGUCGUAUGUGUGGGGCUAGGCGACGCAGCCGCUUCUUUGAUUGGAAGACGUUAUGGACAGCGGAAAUGGCUGUGGGGUGGCGGUAAGAGUCUCGAGGGGAGCGUAGCCUUCGCGUUUGCUGUCUUUGCGGGACUUGCCGCCGCCCGUCUAUGGCUACGCAUCGGCGGGUGGCCUCAGACAACCGGCAACUCCGACACAUGGAGCACUGCGGCCCAGAAGAUGGGGAUAUGUGCCGCUACCGCCAGUCUCACGGAGGCAGUCUUGACUGGCGGCAACGAUAACGUCGUGGUACCUGUGGUCCUAUGGACAUGUGUAAAAGGGUUUGGUAUUUAG